GAGUUCUUAGCAGCUUGGCCGAUGUGCUGAUAAGAAGAAGGGAUCACUUUCAGUGCCUUACUUCUCCUUAAGCAGCCCUGCUCAGAAACUGGAUGAACCUCCGGGAUGCUGAGACGGGGAAGAUACUCUGGCAAGGCACCGAGGACCUGUCCGUCCCUGGAGUGGAGCACGAAGCCCGCGUUCCCAAGAAGAUCCUCAAGUGCAAGGCGGUCUCUCGAGAGCUGAACUUCUCUUCCACCGAGCAGAUGGAAAAGUUCCGCCUGGAACAGAAAGUGUACUUCAAAGGGCAAUGCCUAGAAGAAUGGUUCUUUGAGUUUGGCUUUGUGAUCCCUAACUCCACCAAUACCUGGCAGUCCUUGAUAGAAGCAGCACCUGAGUCCCAGAUGAUGCCCGCCAGUGUCUUAACUGGGAACGUUAUCAUAGAAACAAAGUUUUUUGAUGCCGAUCUUCUCGUGAGCACGUCCAGAGUGAGACUUUUCUACGUUUGAGAGAAGAAGGUGUGUGCAGUUCUAGAGUGGGGGUUGUUGGGGGAGGAGGAAACCAUUUACUUUUUUCCUCCAAUUUUGAUUUCUGACACUUCCACCCCUAAUUUUCUCUACGGCAAAAACCACCUGUGGCCACCAGGGGACCAGCUCUGUGUAGGAGCCAGACGGCCUUUUCCUCCCACUCAGCCGUCUUCCCCGACCCCACGAAACAGCCGAUCUCAGGCCAGGUCAGAGGGCUGGCUCAAGCCCUGCUUGGUGCAGACACCACUGGGGAGGGACAUGCACACCUCGAUGAGGGGGGUCCUGCACCUGCCUGACCUCCCCUUGGGCCCUGCCCACUUAGUCACACACCUCCCUUUGGCCUCUGGUUUUGGAAAAAAAAAAUCCCUCUUCCUGACCCAUGUUUAGCUGUUUCCCUACCAUUUCUAUUUCAUGCAUUCACUACAUUUAACUUGUAAAAUAGACUGUGUUAUUAUUAUUACACAAUGUAAUUAAAACACGAAUUAAAAUAUUCCUAGUCUUUA
Echinops telfairi (small Madagascar hedgehog) is the source of this 1009-nucleotide messenger RNA. RefSeq names its product phosphodiesterase 6D (gene PDE6D). Gene Ontology annotation, cellular component: cytoplasm. Gene Ontology annotation, biological process: sensory perception of light stimulus. NCBI's taxonomy places the organism in Eukaryota, Metazoa, Chordata, Mammalia, Afrosoricida, Tenrecidae. The record is from RefSeq and is a predicted model, not a curated record. The transcript is spliced from 4 exons. The coding region runs from base 93 to 488 and encodes 131 amino acids.